This is a messenger RNA of Serinus canaria (Common canary), 4831 nucleotides long. RefSeq names its product NRDE-2, necessary for RNA interference, domain containing (gene NRDE2). The transcript is spliced from 14 exons. Gene Ontology annotation, cellular component: catalytic step 2 spliceosome. NCBI's taxonomy places the organism in Eukaryota, Metazoa, Chordata, Aves, Passeriformes, Fringillidae. Gene Ontology annotation, molecular function: protein binding. The record is from RefSeq and is a predicted model, not a curated record. Gene Ontology annotation, biological process: regulatory ncRNA-mediated post-transcriptional gene silencing; negative regulation of RNA catabolic process. The coding region runs from base 669 to 4175 and encodes 1168 amino acids.
UUAAUAGGGUGCUUAUUUUUUCCUCACAACACAAGAAUCAGGCAUUGGCUAGAGUAAAAAAAGGAAAUACUGUUUCAGACAAUACAUAAUUAAGAAGCAGAACAUCCUGUCCAAGAAAGCACAAAGUGAAAAGCAUAAAAAAUUAUAUUUCCAGUUCCUUUGUGGAGGGCAGGCUCAUGGAUGGUGUCAGCCACGCCGGGUGACUCCCCGCUCAGGAGGGCCGGCUGCAGGAGGGUAUUUGUACCGUGCAGAGACAGGCUGCCAGGGUAGCCGGCUCUGCGGCAGUGACAUCGUUACCAACAAGGCCGCCUGGCCUCUCCCAGCACCGUCUUUUACACAGCCGAGCUUUCCGGAGGCACGGCUCGGGCGUUCUGUCCCGGGGAGCUUCGUGAGGGAUGAGGGCGGACGGGCUGGCUCUGGAAACUGCCUCCCGCCUUUUCCCGCAGUAGUUCCCUGCUCCAGUCACGCAGUGCGGCGGCGGAGGGCGCACGACAGGCAGAGGCCCACAGAAAACCGCCCGCCCGCCAGCAGCGACCCCGGUGUCGAGCCCGCCUUCCCCCAGCCGCCAUCUUGGGGCCGGGCGGAAGAACUACCGCUCCCAGCGCGCUCGGCGCCGCGGCGCCAUCUUGCCGCCGGCAGCUCGGGUGGGGGGCGGCGGCGGUCGAGACAUGGCGCUGUUCCCGGCCUUCGCCGGGGCCGCCCAGCCAGGGGAGCCCCCCGCCGGCAGCUCCGAGGGCUCCACGAGAGAGUUAGACUGGCUUAGUAACCCAAGCUUCUCUGCAGAAGAUGCACUACUACUGCACCAGCGCACUACAGAAGCUACCAAUCUCAUUCCUGAAAAAUCGCCAUUAAUAAGGACUUCUUCAAGAUCUGAGUUGUCAGAGGAGAGUGAUACGGAUGAGAGUCUGAAACAGACAAGUAAGAAAAGGAAAAAGAAAAAGAAAAAGCAUCACCACAAUAAGAAGACAAAAAAGAAAACCAAAGGGGAUUCCAGUAGCAGCGAAUCGGAGGUGGACACUAAGCACAUCAAGGACAAAGGAAGUGGCAAAAGUAGUGAAAAGGAAGCUGCAGCAAAUGUAGGUAAGAAAGCAUCAGGUGUUACCAGCAGUCACUCUAUUUGGCUUGAUGACAUCCAGGCCCCCAGAGCAGACACCUUCCGGAUAGACAAGAAACCAGACCCUGCAAACUGGGCCUACAAAUCCUUGUAUCGUGGGGACAUAGCAAGGUAUAAAAGGAAAGGAGAGUCCUGUCUUGGCAUAGAUGCAAAGAAACAGUGCAUAAGUUGGGACAGUUCUGCAUCAAAAAGGAAGCAAGCACAGAGUCGACCUGAGCGCUACUUUACAAAGAACAAUGUGAAGAUGCUGAACACAGAUGGGAUUCUUGUAUGUAAUAAAAAUUCUCCAUCUGAUCCACCUGCUUUUAUACCAGUUUCCCAAGUGGAAACUGAUGAUUCUUCUGACACAAUAGAAGUAAAUCCUCUUGGGAUUUAUGAUCCAUCAACCACAGUGUGGCUGCAAGGAAAAGGGUGCAAGAGUGCAGAUAGUGAGUCUGUAAAUACACAGCAAACAGUUCAAGAGCCUGGGAUAAACAUGAACUCCAUUCUAAUGACAAAAGUGGAAGAAUAUAACAAGAGAGUUAGAGAAAACCCAAGAGAUAUUAAUGCUUGGAUGGAAUUUAUUUCCUUUCAGGAUGAAUUAAUGAGAGGACCUAGCCCUUAUGCCAGCAAGGGAGAGCAAGAAUUAAGGAGAAAAUCACUCAAGUUAAUCUUGGAAAAGAAACUGGCCAUUUUGGAGAGGGCAAUUGAAAGCAAUCCAAGUAAUGUUGAUCUGAAACUUGCCAGGCUGAAGCUUUGCACAGAAUUCUGGGAACCACCAGCUGUGAUCAAAGAAUGGCAGAAGCUAAUUUUUUUGCAUCCCAAUAAUCCAGAGAUGUGGAAGAAAUACCUUCUGUUCUGUCAAAGUCAGUUCACUACCUUUUCUGUUUCAAAGAUCAACAGUCUCUAUGGAAAAUGUUUGACAACACUGGCAGCUGUACAGGAUGGCAGCAUGGUGUCCCAUCCUCUGCUGCCUGGCACUGAGGAAGCUAUGCUGGCUAUAUUUAUUCAGCAGUGCCACUUUCUGAGACAGGCUGGCCAUUCUGAGAAAGCAGUGUCUUUGUUUCAGGCUCUGAUUGACUUCACCUUCUUUAAACCUGACAGUGUAAAAGAUCUGCCAACAAGGGGACAGGUGGAAUUCUUUGAACCCUUUUGGGAUAGUGGAGAACCACGAAUUGGAGAAAAAGGAGCAAGAGGCUGGAAAGCAUGGAUGCACCAACAAGAAAAGGGUGGCUGGGUUGUUCUCAAGCCUGAUGAUGAGGAUGAGGAAGACUUAGAUGAAGAUCAAGAAAUAAAAGAUAAAACUCUUCCCAAGUGGCAUAUUUGGUUGGAUAUUGAAUAUUCCCGGGAGGCAAGGCACUGGUUACCUUGGAGGCCAGACAAAACCAAAAAGGAAACUGAAGAAGAUUGUGAAGAUCCAGAAAGACAGGUGUUAUUUGAUGAUCUUGGACCGUCUUUAAUCCGUCUUUCGAAUCCAAAGCUUCAACAUCAACUCUUGUACUCUUUUUUGCAAUUCCUGGGAGUUCCAUGUGCAAGUAAACUCUUUCCUUCCAGUCUCUAUAUUGCCAUGGAUGAAAAUAACAUCUUUGACAGUGUGCUCUAUGAUGAUAAACCACUGACUUCUGUUGAUUUUCCACUCUCUGGAUUCAACAGUAUUGGUCAUAUGGAUACAAUGUCACGAGGCAGACAUCAGAUAGGCCACUAUAAAGAAGGAGAGGAGUUCAUACAGAAUGUCUUCCAUGUUCUGUCCCAGAUAUUUACAGGAAAGGAAAAAUCUAACCUGGCCAUUUGUUGGCUACAGUAUGAAAUAUCUAAGGUAAUUCAGUGUCUCCAAGCAAAAAAGAAAAAGAAGCUAAAAGCACAAGGGAGGAAGAGUAAAAAGUUGGCCAAGAAUUUUCUUAAAGCACCUGACAAUCGAAACAACCUUUCUCUCUGGAAACUCUAUGCCUACCUAGAGUGGCUGCUUGGUAACACAGAUGAUUCCAGGAAGGUGUUUGACACAGCUCUUUGCACAGCAGGGACAGGAGGAUUGAAGAGUGUUCAGCUCUGCAGCCUCAGCCUGCUGUACGCUCAGCUGGAAGUGGAACUGCUGGAAAGUAUGGAAGGAGCUGUCACGUCUCCUGCUGUUCAUAUAUUGACCAAAUUGACUGAAAGUGGACCAUAUGUGCCCUAUAGUGGACAAGUGUCACCUGUGAAUGUCUUGAAAGCUCGUAAAACAUAUGAGCAUGCACUGCAAGAUUAUUUAAGUAAAACAGCAGUUUCUGAUCAGGAUCAGGUCUGUGGUACUGAUCAGCUGGUUAACCUGGUUGGUUGUUAUGCACUGUUUCAGUAUUUGACUGUUGGGAUCGAUGCUGCAGUAUUAAUAUAUACGCAGGCUUCAGAAAAACUUGAAGUUUCUAGUUCACAGAAAUGUGAAAAUACUGGAGAGAAUUUUGGCAUUCUAAAUUUUCCCACUGCUCUUGAAGCUGUCACACUGCUGCAUACAAAUUUACUGAGAUUCCACAUGAAAAUCAGUGUUUAUCCUUUGAAUCCCCUGCGAGAGGCACUAACAGAGGCUCUGAAACGGUAUCCUAGCAACCAGUCUCUUUGGAGGUCAUACAUCCACAUCCAAAGGAAGUCUCACAGUGCAAGCAAAGCACGAAGAUUUUUUGAUAGUGUCACAAGGUCUACUAACUCUUUAGAGCCAUGGCUGUUUGCAAUCCAAGCAGAGCAGAUGAGAAAAAAGCUCACAGAGAAAGUCCAGAGGGCAGAUGUUGGUGAAAUACAUUGUACUAUUCCUGAAACUGGAUUAACAAAUCGGAUUGUAGCUCUGUUUGAACAUGCAGUUCAGAGUGAAAAUGGUACCCAUUGUCCACUGCUAUGGAGAAUGUAUUUGAACUUUAUGGCUUCACUAGGAAAAAAAGAAAAAAGUAAAGGAUUGUUUUAUAAAGCUCUUCAAAACUGUCCUUGGGCAAAGGUGCUCUAUAUGGAUGCAGUGGAGUAUUUCCCUGAGGAUCUGCAGGAGACACUCGAUCUAAUGACUGAAAAAGAGUUGAGAGUGCGGGUGCCUAUGGAAGAGCUGGAUCUACUACUAGAGAUUUAAAAGCUAGUAGAAGUACAGAAGCUGCUUCCAAAGCUAACAAUUAGAUUCAUUUUCAUCCAGAAACUCUGUUGGGACUUGGGUACUAUGUACUUGGCAUUUUUUUGUUAAAUAUUUUAUAUAAAUUCCUAUGAAAAUGGAGUUCUACUACCUGCAAGUGUUCUGGAAUCAAGGACUGCAUUUUGCCCACAAUAAUGGAUCCAUUUCUCUGCAGUAUUGCUGCUCCCACAGAAGGAUAGCCUCCUUAAAUAGCCUCCUGUUGGAAAUUGCCUGCAUUCUUACUCUAUUGUUUGAAAUUACAUUCCCUAGGGUUCAGUAGAGGUUUGGUACAUGCUAGCUAUGGCUUGAUGAGCAGCACAGGAAAUAAACAUCUGCCAAAUGGAUGUUCCAUUGUCCACCAGUUGGCAGACUUCAGUAAUUUCCUUCAGCGUGGUCUGGCUGUGCAUAUGCAACUGCCAAGUCAAACAGCCAUUACGUCUGUACAAAUACUGUAAAAGAUAAAUUUUUGUUUGAGCAGGCACCUAUUUUGGUAUGUUUUGACAGAUGAUCAUUUAAAUGUAAAUCUUUCUGAAAAAUAUUCGUGCAUAUUUGAAAAUUCAAAAGUAACUUGUUUUUUAUGUAUUAAUAGAACUGGGUGUAUUAAAAAUUAAAAUCUGUCC